UAUUAAGCUAGUGUACACUAUGGUAGCAACCAAAAGGAGCAGAGAUUAUUGUUAUGUUCACCAACGUUGUUGUCUUCCUUCUCUCUCUUCUUCCUCAUUUCCCUUUCUAUGCAAACCAAUCUCAUCACACACACACACACUCUCUCUCUCUCUCUCUAUCUGCGUCUAACUGAAGGCUUCUGUUUUGUGUGUAACCUGGGAAAGUGCCAUCUCUGAACGUGGCGUGUCUUCUACGAAGAUUUCACUGCAAAACUCUACACGAAUCUACUUCCCUUCGUUCUCAUUCCAAGAUAUCCUAACACCCUUUUAUUCAACUUUGGAUCUUCAGCUUUUCCAGGAAGAGGUGCAUCAACUCUAGAGAGGAAAGAAGAUGGCUACACUUUCUGAUAUUGCGCUAGCAGCUGCCAUAAACAUUUUGAGUGCAUUUAUUUUCUUUGUUGCCUUUGCUAUUCUGAGGCUUCAACCUUUUAAUGAUCGAGUAUACUUCCCAAAAUGGUAUCUGAAGGGGUUAAGAACAGAUCCCGUACACGGAGGAACUUUAAUGCGCAAGUUCGUCAAUUUAGAUUGGAAAUCAUACGUUAGGUUCUUGAAUUGGAUGCCAGCUGCAAUUAGAAUGCCAGAAUUGGAGCUCAUUGAUCAUGCUGGAUUGGACUCUGUUGUUUACUUGCGGAUAUACUUGAUAGGGCUUAAAAUCUUUGUUCCAAUAGCAUUCUUGGCAUGGGCGGUUCUGGUUCCUGUGAAUUGGACAAGUGACGGGCUAGCAAAUUCGAAGCUAAAAAACUUAACUUCUAGUGACAUUGACAGAAUCUCAAUUUCAAAUGUCCAAAGCGGAUCUCAAAGGUUUUGGGCACACAUAGUAAUUGCUUAUGCAUUUACCUUCUUGACAUGCUUUGUUUUGCUAAAGGAGUAUGAAAAAGUUGCCGCAAUGAGACUGCAUUUUCUUGCAUCCGAAAAACGUCGUGCCGAUCAAUUCACGGUGCUUGUCCGAAAUAUUCCACCAGAUCCUGAUGAAUCUGUUGGUGAGCUUGUGGAGCACUUUUUUCUAGUUAAUCAUCCAGAUACCUAUCUCACUCACCAGGUUGUUUACAAUGCCAACACGCUAGCAAAGUUGGUUAAGAAGAAGAAGAAGUUGCAGAAUUGGCUUGUUUAUUAUCAGAAUAAACUUGAAAGAACUUCACAAAGGCCUGAAAUUAAGACUGGUUUCCUUGGCCUUUGUGGAGCAAAAGUGGAUGCUAUUGAUCAUCACAAUGCUGAAAUUGAUAGGCUUUCAAAAGAAAUAGCUUUGGAGAGGGAUAAGGUCACUAAUGACCCCAAAUCUACCAUGCCUGCUGCGUUUGUCUCAUUUAAAUCUCGGUGGGGUGCGGCAGUUUGUGCACAAACUCAACAAACCAGAAACCCAACAAGUUGGUUGACUGACUGGGCUCCAGAACCACGGGAUGUCUAUUGGUCAAACUUGGCAAUUCCAUAUGUUUCUCUCACUAUCAGGAGGCUAAUCAUGGCUGUUGCAUUCUUUUUUCUCACUUUCUUUUUUAUGAUUCCCAUUGCAUUUGUACAAACUCUAGCAAGUCUUGAUGGAAUUCGGAAAUCAGCACCGUGGCUGGAGCCGAUCAUUAGUGUCCCUUUUAUUAAAUCAUUCAUUCAAGGUUUUCUACCUGGGAUUGCAUUGAAGCUGUUUCUCAUCUUUUUGCCAACAAUAUUGAUGAUCAUGGCAAAAUUUGAAGGAUUUGGAUCAAUAUCAUCACUAGAGAGGAGAGCAGCUGCUAGAUAUUAUAUCUUCAAUUUUGUAAAUAUAUUUCUGGGGAACUUACUUACUGGAACAGCAUUUCAACAGCUGGACACCUUCCUUCAUCAGUCAGCCAAUGAAUAUCCUAUAACAAUCGGCACUGCAAUUCCCUUAAAAGCAAGUUUCUUCAUUAGUUACAUAAUGGUUGAUGGAUGGGCUGGGAUAGCUGCAGAGGUUUUGAUGUUGAAACCACUUAUCAUAUAUCAUUUAAAAAAUUUCUUCCUGGUGAAGACAGAAAAGGACAGGGAAGAGGCCAUGGAUGCUGGAAGUAUUGGUUUCAACACUGGAGAGCCUCGUAUACAACUGUACUUUUUGUUGGGUCUAGUCUAUGCUCCAGUGACCCCUACUGUUCUUCCUUUCAUAAUAGUUUUCUUUGGUCUGGCCUAUGUUGUGUUUCGUCAUCAGAUAAUUAAUGUUUAUAAUCAAGAGUAUGAGAGUGGCGCAGCAUUCUGGCCUGAUGUCCAUGUUCGAAUCGUGAUUGCAUUGAUAAUCUCACAGAUAGUUCUAAUGGGACUUCUGACCACCAAAAAGGCUGCUCAAUCAACUCCCUUUCUCAUUGCACUACCAAUAUUGACCAUAUGGUUCCAUAGAUACUGCAAAGGCCGUUUCGAAUCUGCAUUUGUUAAAUAUCCCUUACAGGAAGCAAUGAUGAAAGACACAUUAGAACGAGCAACAGAACCAAACCUAAACCUGAAAGCAUACCUCCAGAAUGCAUAUGUUCACCCGGUUUUCAAGGCGAGCCUUGACGAGGAUGACGACGAAGAUGGAGACAGUCAGAAAUGGGAAACUGAGAGUGUUCCUGUGCCGACAAAACGCCAAUCUCGAAGGGGUACACCUGUGCCCAGCAAAAUUAGUGUUAGUGGUGCAUCCUCUCCCUCUCUGCCUGAACGCCAGUCUAGAAGGAGCACACCUGUGCCCAGCAAAAUUAGUGUUAGUGGUGCAUCAUCUCCCUCUCUGCCUGAUUCCUCAUUUCGCAGCCCUCCAGAGCCUUAAAGCAAAUCAUGACAUGGACUAAGUAGGAAUCACAUCUCAUCAAUGUACAUUUGAGGUUUCCAACAAUCAUUGAUGUUGCUGAAUGCUGACCAUAGAGACAAGAAGAAUGGAUGUGCAAAUAUACAAUGAGGACAUGUUUGCACGAAUGCAGCAUAGGCUGAAUUGUUGAGUGACAAUGCAACAUUCUUUGUAAGCAGCAUAGUUUUGGGAUGAAAAGUGACUGCAUGCUGUACGGCCGAGAGUUUCUUGCUUGAUGGUUUUAGAUUCUUUUCUUGUUGAUCAUCUUCAAUUGCAUAAAUAAUAACGUUGUUCCACGGGGAUACUGUAUAUUGUAAAUUAUCCUAUACAAAUAUUUAUUGUAUUUUUUCAUGUUUGUUUUUUCCUUA
Arachis stenosperma is the source of this 3162-nucleotide messenger RNA. RefSeq names its product calcium permeable stress-gated cation channel 1-like. The record is from RefSeq and is a predicted model, not a curated record. NCBI's taxonomy places the organism in Eukaryota, Viridiplantae, Streptophyta, Magnoliopsida, Fabales, Fabaceae. The transcript has 12 exons. The coding region runs from base 371 to 2776 and encodes 801 amino acids. Gene Ontology annotation, cellular component: plasma membrane. Gene Ontology annotation, molecular function: calcium-activated cation channel activity.